Molecule: messenger RNA, 1447 nt
Organism: Conger conger (European conger)
Lineage: Eukaryota; Metazoa; Chordata; Actinopteri; Anguilliformes; Congridae
Gene: nfkbiab
Product: nuclear factor of kappa light polypeptide gene enhancer in B-cells inhibitor, alpha b
Exons: 6
Coding region: 74-1009 (311 amino acids)
Molecular function (GO): protein binding
Source: RefSeq, a predicted model, not a curated record
ACCCCACAGCCAGCUACAACUUGACUGCAGAUUGUUACGUGAAGACACAGUGCGAUCAGAGUUCUAAAACAAAAUGGAUCACUCUCGAGUAAGCAACAGCAACAGCAACCAGUUGGAUUAUAACAUGGAUUCGAAACACGGGAAAAUGUUGCCCUGCAACGACGACCGCCUGGACAGCGGGGUGGAUUCUUUGUCAGAAGAGUCAUAUAAUAGCAUUUUGAACGAGAUGGAACGUCUGAGUAUGGCGUCCACAGUUUCUAGGGAGUACUGCAACGAGCCAUGGAAACUGGAAAGGACUGAAGACGGAGACACACUUCUUCAUCUUGCCAUUAUCCAUGAGGCAGAAGACUAUGCAAAGCAGAUGAUUGAACAUUCACGGAACGACCAGUUUCUCAACACACAGAACCACCAGAGACAGACCCCCCUCCACCUGGCAGUGAUCAUGGAACAGCCUCAGAUUGUUGACCGGCUCCUAAAGGCUGGCUGUGACCCCAAACUGGUGGAUGAAUCUGGGAACACUGCCCUCCACAUCGCCUGCAAGAAGGGGUCCCUGCACUGCUUCAGUGUGCUGACCCAGGCCUGCACGCAACAGCUUCCUUCCAUCCUGGCCACCCCCAAUUACAGUGGACACCACUGUCUACACCUCGUCUCCAUUCAUGGCUUCCUAUCAAUGGUGGAGAGGCUUAUCGACCUUGGCGCAGAUAUCAAUGCCCAGGAGCAGUGCAACGGUCGCAGCCCACUUCACCUUGCAGUGGACCACCAGAACUUGGAGUUGGUGAAACUCCUAAUCGCCAAGGGCGCCAAUGUCAACAGCCUAACCUAUGGCGGAUACACAGCGUACCACCUGACCUACGGCCGGCUGAACACAGAGAUCCAGCAGCAGCUUUACAACCUCACAGAUCAGGAGCUGAGAGAACUGCCCGAGAGUGAAGCUGAGGACAGUGAAGAAGAAGCUCUGUCUGAUGAUGACAUGAUGUAUGAUGACUUUCUGUGGAUGGGGCAAAAGUAAGGUUGUGUCGUCAGCACAGUGAGCGAGAGAAAAGAGCAGCUGACAGAUCCCGCAUGGCAUAGCAUGGAAUGCCUUGUGCCGAAAAUGGCCGCCCCAUGGCCAACAGGCAGGAGACCCGGUUAGAAGACCACCACAGCAACAGGCGAGGUGUCAGACGAAAAUGGUUCUGGAUGAGAACGACAGUUUCGGUGAAGAACAGAAGCAUAGCAUGAAGAUGCCAAGAGAAAAGGAGACUCAUACUUUCACAAAUGCACAAGCUAAUAUGAGACUGUACAAUGUACUGUAUUGUAAAUAGCUAUAUGUAUAGAUAUCUAUUUUUGUAAAAUGUAAAUAAGUUUGAAAAAGAAAAUGUUUUCUAACACUAUUGUAUGUACAUAUUCACGUGUUGACAGACCUAGCACACUCCUAUGAAUUAAAAGAGGUACAUUUGAAAAUGUG